Molecule: messenger RNA, 708 nt
Organism: Papaver somniferum (opium poppy)
Lineage: Eukaryota; Viridiplantae; Streptophyta; Magnoliopsida; Ranunculales; Papaveraceae
Exons: 2
Coding region: 1-708 (235 amino acids)
Source: RefSeq, a predicted model, not a curated record
AUGUCGAAAGACAGGAAUACAACCUCAGUCCAAAUUGGGAGGAUUUACGAACCUUCGAUAGACGGAAUAGCCUCCGCCCCCGAAGAAGCCUUAGCCGUCCAGACCAGGGCCAUGAGGGAAGCAGAAAAAGAAAAAAAUUUUGAAGGAAUUGAUGAACCUGACAGCGAAGCCAAUGAAUCUGACAAAGAUCAACCCAUGUCAGAAAGAAGUGAUGAGGACGAAGCCGAAGAUGAUUGGAGUAUUCCAAUUCUCCAGUACCUUGAUAAAGGUACCCUACCAGCAGACGUCAAAGAAGCCCGAAAACUCGAAUCAAAGGCAGCAAUGUAUAGCCUACGAGACGGAAUACUGUAUAGAAGGUCAUUUCUUGGACCUUUGAUGCGAUGUCAAACCGAAGGUAAAAGAAUACUGCACGAUAUACACAGAGGAAAAGCUGGCAAUCAUAGCGUAAGAAGAUCCUUGGUAAUCAAAGCUAAAACGCAAGGAUACUAUUGGCUAAGCAUGGACGAAGACGCAAAGAACGUAGCUAGGUGUUGUGAAAGAUGCCAACGCUACGCCAGGAAGAUUAAAGCACCAGUGACAGAGCUUAACUCGGUCAUCGGUCCAUGGCCAUUUGCCAAAUGGGGAGUUGACACUGUUCGGAAUACCAGCGGCCAUAGUCUCCGACAAUGGAAAACAGUUGGAAGGGAAGAACAUAGACAUGCUCUUUAA